GGCGGUUGUGGCGGUAGUUGUGGGGAAGGCGGGUGCGUGAAGGGGUCUGAAGGCUGCUCGGUAACUCGAGACAUUUCCCUGUUCCGCCCGGGGCCCCGGGCCAAGCCGUUCGGGAAGGGGCCAGGAGAAUGUGUGUGUGUCCUGGGCCCAGGCGGAUCGCAAUUCCAGUCCGAAGCUCCAGGCUGCCAUUGUUGUCUGAUGCCAUGCCAGCACCAGCUCAUCUGUUUCCAUUGAUCCGUAACUGUGAGAUGAGCAGAAUAGGCAGUACUGUGUGUUACUGCCACCAUAAACAUCUGUGUUGCUUAUCAUCUCAUUUUGCUCACAGUCACUUCAGAUACGCACCUCAGAAGAAAUUUGCAGCACUUUAUAGGCCAAAGGAGAACUUUAAUCACUUUAUUCAUGCAAAGGAUUAUGCUUCCACACCACAGAGAUUUUACCUCACUCCUCCACAGGUCAACAGCAUUCUGAAGGCAAAUGAGUACAGUUUCAAAGUCCCAGAAUUUGAUGGUAAAAAUGUAAGUUCUGUUCUUGGCUUUGAUAGCAACCAGUUGCCUGCUAAUGCUCCAAUAGAAGACAGGAGGAGUGCUGCCACUUGUUUACAAACAAGAGGGAUGCUUCUGGGCGUAUUUGAUGGCCAUGCAGGGUGUGCCUGUGCUCAAGCUGUCAGUGAAAGACUGUUUUAUUACAUUGCUGUCUCUUUGUUACCUCAUGAGACUCUACUUGAAAUAGAAGAUGCUGUGGAAAGUGGCAGAGCUCUGUUGCCCAUUUUACAGUGGCACAAGCAUCCCAAUGAUUACUUUAGCAAAGAAGCUUCCAAGCUUUACUUCAAUAGUCUAAGAACUUACUGGCAGGAGCUGAUUGAUCUCAACAGUGGAGAGACUACUGAUGUGAAAGAAGCUUUAAUUAAUGCUUUUAAGAGGCUUGAUAAUGAUAUUUCUUUGGAAGCUCAAGUAGGAGAUUCAAAUUCUUUUCUCAACUACCUAGUACUACGAGUAGCAUUUUCUGGUGCAACUGCCUGCGUGGCCCAUGUGGAUGGUGUUGACUUGCAUAUUGCAAACACAGGUGACAGUAGGGCAAUGCUUGGGGUUCAGGAAGAAGAUGGAUCUUGGUCUGCAGUUAAUUUAUCCUAUGACCACAAUGCACAAAACAAAAAUGAAGUAGAGCGUGUGAAAACGGAACAUCCAAAGUCUGAAGAGAAAAAUCUUGUGAAACAGGAUCGUCUCUUAGGUCUCCUGAUGCCUUUCAGAGCUUUUGGUGAUGUGAAGUUUAAAUGGAGCAUUGAACUACAGAAGAGAGUAAUAGAAUCAGGCCCAGAUCAGCUGAAUGAAAAUGAAUAUACGAAAUUUAUUCCUCCAAACUUUCACACUCCUCCAUACCUUACAGCUGAGCCAGAAGUCAUAUAUCACAGAUUACGGCCACAGGAUAAGUUUCUGGUUUUGGCCACAGAUGGGCUGUGGGAGACUAUGCACAGGCAAGAUGUGGCUAGAAUUGUUGGGGAGUACCUCACUGGUGUUCACCAUCAACAACCAAUAGCUGUUGGUGGCUAUAAGGUAACUCUGGGACAAAUGCAUGGUCUCUUAACAGAAAGGAGAGCGAGAAUCUCUUCAGAGUUUGAAGAUCAGAAUGCAGCGACUCACCUGAUACGUCAUGCAGUGGGUCACAAUGAGUUUGGCACUGUGGAUCAUGAGCGACUGUCCAAGAUGCUGAGUCUGCCAGAAGAGCUGGCUCGAAUGUAUAGAGAUGACAUUACAAUUAUUGUGGUGCAGUUCAACUCGCAUGUUACAGGUGCAUGUCAAGAUGAGGAACUGCGAGUUUAAGCUAGGAACUAGUUACCAAAGUUGUAACAAUGGCCAGUAUGACCAGCUAAUAAAGAACAACCACCCAACAAAAAAACCUCCCAAAACCCUCAGCAAACAAGUUUGUUGCUUGUUAGAUUCAGCAAAUCUAUUGUUUCUGCCUUCCCCUAGAGCUCUAAAUACAUGGGAAAUGCUAUUGACCCAAUAAAAACUUGAAGAUGAUGUCACAGCUUGUAAAAAAGUUUUUGUAAUAACUUUGCACUAUUGAUUUUAUGAAUGCUGCUAGAAUAAUGUCUUGAAUUUGCUAGGCUUGGAUGAGGGAUGAAAGGAGGAUAAAGAAUUAACUAUCAAAGAUCUGGCUGUUCAAGAAAGAAAAGCCUGGUUAUACAUAUCUGCAAGUAUCUACACAUAAUCUUAAAGAAAAGAUGAGUGUUCUUUUUUUUUAAAAAAAAGUUAUUCUUACAGGGCUAAUUCUUGCAAAGUAGAUAUGGUUAUUUGUGAAUAUGCUGUCUGCUGUUUCUUCUAAGCAAAAGAUUACUUUAACCAAGUAGGUCUUCAGUGUAACAAAGUUGUCUCACAAUGUCUUUCACUUAAGGAUAAUUGUGUAGUGUUGACUUUCAGGUUUAAGCCAUAAUCAAUACCUGAGAUUCUGUUAGAGCUUAAUUGUAUCUUAUGCAUGGUAGCUUCUAAACUUGUGCAAUAAUAGUUAGCUGGCUGUCGGCUUCUGCACAAGUUGUAGGGCAAUAAUACAUUACAACAUGCAGUAAGAUAAUAGAUAAUUCUGUGGAAGUCUCAGUUUGCAAUAUGAAGGGAUUUUCAGGCUUCUCAGAAAGUCAGUGUUGUUGGUCAAGACUGUUGGCUUCCCUACAGUUCAUGGCCUUCAUGGACUCCGCACUGUCUGGUGUUACUUACCUAGUAAUUGAAUUUUCAUCUGAAAAGAUCAGGAAGUCAUUGCUAACCUCUGUGGCUUUGUAGUUUGCACUCAUUUCCCCUUUGGCUAUUUCAAAUGCUCAGAUUUAAUGUCUUGCACUUGAACUAAUAUUUGUAAGUCAGGUUAAAAAAAUGUGUGCAUGUUUAGUGGCUUUUGCUAGCAGCUUCUUUAUUAGCAGCUCUAUUUCUGGGCAGCUGGUGUAUGCAUGUUCUUAAGUCUAGAAUGCUAUCACAAGAGCAGUUUCUGAAAUGGGUCUCCCUAGCUUGUAAUGGUUAAAUUUGAACUUAAAAGACUGGCUAUAACUUGUGUGCCUAAAGUUGUUGGGCUUGUAACUGUAAAAAGUAGGGACAGCAACUAAUUUAGCAGUUACAAUUACAGCUAUUCUAGGUUGGUUGCAUUGUAUAGAGAUUUGUUUUAACCUGCCCUAAGGUUUACAUCUAAAAUGCUGGCUGAGCUACCAGCCCUUGAUGACUGGCAGAGCACAUGUAGUGUGAUUCCUGUAGUCUGGAGAACUGUAGAUCAGCUUAUUUCAGUUUACAAAGGUGUUUCUGUUAAAAUACCUGUCUAGCUAUCAUCAGAGCUAAUCAACACCUCGGAGAUCUAGGUUGCUCUGGUUAGUUGAGUAAUGUGGCAUUUUCUGCUGCGUACAGAUAUUGCCAAUUAAUGCUACUGUUACAUAGGGCACAGUCUGAGCAAUCAACCUAUGUUAUAGUAAACAUUGGCUCCUCAAGACUCUCAAAUGCUAUGUGUACUUAGUGGCCUGCAGCUUUAACUUGUCUGUUUCUUUUGUCAGCCUCAAACAUCAGGAACAAUGUUGCUGUAAGCUUAAUAUAUCUAAGCUCACAUUCAAGAUGUGCACAACCCUUCUUUAUUUGAAGGGAAAAGGGGAACUCUGAAAUGCUAGACGAGUACUGGCUGUUGACUUUGCUUCUGUAUGUUGUGUUUUGGUGACUGUGUCAUUAGCUAGGUCAUAGACUUUGUUCUGUCAUUCAAAAGCAGUAUGUAUCUAAACUGUUGCAGUAUUUAACUUUCUUACUUUUUUACUGUUAAAGCUCUGUUACAUGUAUUAGUGUAUUUAACCUGUGAUUGUUAAUACGGAUUUGGUACAAGUCAUUGGUAGAAGAAAUGAACACUGGUCCCAUGGAUACAACUUUUAUUAAGGCAAAGCUGCUUUUUGUAGUAAAGAUACAUAUGUAUGGAGUUGUAAAAAUAUUUAUGUAUUGCUUGGAGACUUGCUCAGUAUGUAUGCAGUGAACAGAAGCAGCAUAACUGCCUGAUCAACAGGUGAUCUGAACAAACACCUAACAGAUUUCAAUAAAAUGAUCAAUUACGCAGAAA
Messenger RNA from Pezoporus occidentalis (night parrot), 4065 nucleotides. RefSeq names its product pyruvate dehydrogenase phosphatase catalytic subunit 1 (gene PDP1). The transcript has 3 exons. Gene Ontology annotation, molecular function: [pyruvate dehydrogenase (acetyl-transferring)]-phosphatase activity; cation binding. Bases 129 to 1817 code for a protein of 562 amino acids. The record is from RefSeq and is a predicted model, not a curated record. Gene Ontology annotation, biological process: protein dephosphorylation. Gene Ontology annotation, cellular component: mitochondrion. Lineage: Eukaryota; Metazoa; Chordata; Aves; Psittaciformes; Psittacidae.